Molecule: messenger RNA, 2814 nt
Organism: Salmo salar (Atlantic salmon)
Lineage: Eukaryota; Metazoa; Chordata; Actinopteri; Salmoniformes; Salmonidae
Product: rhodopsin kinase grk7a
Biological process (GO): signal transduction; regulation of signal transduction; protein phosphorylation
Cellular component (GO): cytoplasm
Molecular function (GO): rhodopsin kinase activity; ATP binding
Source: RefSeq, a predicted model, not a curated record
UUCCUACUCCUCAUGGUUUUAGGCAACUAUACUUGGCACUGAUCUUGUCAAAGGGCUAUUUUUAGGGCUCACUAAAUGCAGCUCUCUUGCUUUUUUAGCUUUGCCCCCAAUCCCAGGUCAGGACUGUAGCUCGGCGUAACAACAAUCUUUGUGGAAGUCAUCCAUGACUUCUGCCUAAAUCCUGACCUGUGGCCUAACCUUUACUAGACAUCUCAGAAAGCAGAAUAUGAAGAUAAUGAAAAAUGCUUUUCUAUUACAAGUCUAAUAGAGUCUGUGUAAAUGAAUGUGUUCUCAUAACUGAAUAGAAAUAGCCUCUAGCUGAAGUCAUUAUUCUAGGGAGAUCUUUCACUACUUCUUGACAGAAUUGAAUACACAGUAGCGUAGGCCUAUGUCUGUUAUUAAAUCCAUUCAUCUCCUAAACCAGACAUUGUCUUCACAAACUGAAUUAAUAGUCUCUCAUCGCCUCAAUGUGUAGCCUUUAACUCUUUGUUUACGUCUUUCUAUCCAUAAUAUUAUGACAGUAAGGCCAGCACCUCACUACAGUUAUGCUGGCAUUGUCCCCAUCUAAGUUGGUAGCUCGCUAAAUAUAGACCGACAAAAGCUUCUUAAGUAAGAAGCCACAUAAGUUCCUUUCCGUGAGCAGCGCCCAUGAAUGAGCACACAAACACUUAAGAGAAAAUCCCUCGUGCUUUUUAAUUCUAGUUGAAGCAUUACGUGAUUGAGUCAAAGAAUGUCUUCUGGUGUGGCGCAGAUGUCGGAGCUGCUCAGUCACACCAGGGACCUGGAGAGAAUUGGACACACUACAGGGAAAGAACAUAGUCUUAGCACCCUCUUCCAGCACCUUAGUAGCCUUAGCUCCCUGCUCAGCCACACGGUGUAGGAGGGACAACCCAACACAGCAGCAGCCAACAUGUGUGACAUGGGGGGACUGGAUAAUCUGGUGGCGAACACGGCCUACCUUAAGGGGGGCGACGAAAAGGAGAUGAGGAAGAGGCGGCGCAGCCUGUCCCUUCCCAAGCCAGAACAGUGCGUGUCCAUCCGCGCCGCAGUGGGGAAAGAAUUUGAGAUGCUCUGCGAGAGGCAGCCCAUAGGGAAGAAGUUCUUCCGGAAGUUCCUCCUGGAGUCCAACCCGCAGUACGUGGCAGCUGCAGAGUUCCUGGAUGAGCUAAUCGACUGGGAUCUGGCGGAAGGCGCUGGCAAAGAUAAGUUGAGGACUAACAUCAUCACAAGUUCUGCAAGGCUGACUCCAAGAGCUUUGUCCUACUUGACAGGAGAGGUAGCGGACAAGUGCAAGGCCGUGUCGGACAAGGAUUUUGAAGACGUGAUGAUGGGCAAGGUGAAGGAUGCCACACGGGAGUACCUGAAGGAAAAGCCCUUCACAGAGUACCAGACCAGCCCUAACUUUGACAAGUUCCUGCAGUGGAAAGGGUACGAGAAACAGAAAAUCACUGAUAAGUAUUUUCAUGAGUUCAGGACCCUUGGAAAGGGAGGCUUUGGAGAGGUAUGUGCCGUGCAGGUGAAGAACUCAGGGCAGAUGUACGCCUGCAAAAAGCUGUGCAAGAAGCGUCUGAAGCAGAAGAAUGGUGAAGGCAUGGCACUACUGGAAAAGCAGAUCCUGGAGAAGGUCAACAGCCUGUUCCUGGUGAAUCUGUCCUAUGCCUACGACUCUAAGACCCACCUGUGUCUCGUCAUGACCCUGAUGAAUGGUGGCGACCUCCGGUACCACAUCUACAACAUUGGCGAAAAAGGCCUAGAAAUAGACCGCAUCAAUUACUACAUUGCGCAGGUCACCACAGGAAUCCUCCACCUGCACGCCAUGGAUAUAGCAUACAGAGACAUGAAGCCAGAGAACGUGCUACUGGACAGCUUCGGCCAAUGUCGACUCUCGGAUCUGGGGUUGGCCGUGGAGCUCCCUGGCGAAAAGACCAUCAAUCAAAAGGCUGGCACAAGUGGCUACAUGGCCCCAGAGAUCCUGAAGAAAGAGCCUUACCGGAUGUCAGUGGACUGGUGGGCACUGGGCUGCAGUAUCUACGAGAUGGUGUCAGCUCGCCUGCCCUUCAAGGACUAUAAGGAGAAGGUGCAGAAGGAGGAGGUGGCACGGCGCACCCUUGAGGAUGAAUGCAAGUACGAGCACAAGAACUUUGACGAGGGCACCAAAACCAUCAUCGACCUCUUCCUCAAGAAGAAAAUUGAUGAGCGUCUGGGAUGCAGGACCAAGAACGAAGACCCAAGGAAGCAUGAGUGGUUCAAGAGCAUUAACUUCCCUCGACUGGAGGCGGGGCUGAUCGACCCACCCUGGGUUCCCAAGCCCAACGUGGUCUACGCCAAAGACACGGGGGACAUCAAAGACUUCUCAGAGAUCAAGGGCAUUGUGUUUGACGACAAAGAUGACAAAUUCUUCAAGGAAUUCAACACGGGGGCGGUGCCCAUUGCUUGGCAACAGGAAAUGAUUGACAGCGGACUUUUUGACGAGCUGAACGACCCCAACAGGAAAGAGUCGGCUGCUGGAUUUGACGACGAGGAGAAGAAAUCUAAAUCCUGCACGCUUUUAUAAAAGCCCCUCUAUACUAUAGUUAGGACUUUUGUAAUUUUCAAAGCUAUCUCAUUAAGAACAUUGUGACAAUAAUCGUAUCCACAAAAAAGGUGUGAAGUGGUAGUAAAAUCCAGGGCCAGGUCAAGAAACAUAUUUCCACCACUUCACACCUUUUUUUUGUGGAUAUCAAAUGUAUUUAUAAAGCCCUUCUUACAUCAGCUGAUAUAUCAAAGUGCUGUACAGAAACCCAGCCUAAAACCCCAAACAGCAAGCAAUGCAGA